ACACAGAAUAGGGAGAACGAGAGUCCCACGAAGGAGCAGCUUCUGUCACCGGGAUCCUCGGAUGCUCGGACGCCCAUGGUUUGCUUCUGCCCAGUCUGGAAUAGCUCUCUGUGCAGUCCAGUACCAAAGGGAGGAGUCUGCCUUUUGCCAUUCCGUCACCCAGCCCUCGCCCCAACGCUUAGGGGUGACCAUUCGACAAACCGGCCAAGUUGUUUUACCCUCCGUCCCCACCCUCUGACUGGUGGCUGGGUAAAGUGGAUCUGGCUGGUAUUCUCAGAGCCCCAGAGCCGGGGCGGAGCCCGGCGGCAGCUCCCACGAUCUCAAGGCCAGGCACCUGCCUCCUCCCCCGCCCCCACCUGAGGGCUCGGGAACAAAGGUGCUUUGUACAAGCCGCAACCACCUCAUUACUUCGUCUUCAAGGCUGGCGCUGCGCGGGCCCCCAGCCCAGGAUGGAGGUGUGGGGCGGAAAGGGACAGGAGCCAAACCCCAAGGUGGGCUUCGAGCUCACCACUGCAGGCUCAGUGGGGGAAGGGGAAGUGAGGAGGAGGAGUGCUCCAGGAGGCGGUCUGUCCCUUCCCCCCAGCGCUGUCUCUAGAGGUGAAAAAAAAAAACCCACAAACAAACCAGGGUGAUGCGCUAAGGUGGCUGGACAGACUUCGUGGGUCCUUGCCCAGGCCUCACUUUACUCUUUCUGGGCAAGGGGCCUGUGCUCCUAUUUAAAUCUUCCACACUUCUAAUAACACUGUCUACAGUGUACUAAUGCAGACCCUAAAGAUACAACCUCUUUAAAAACCGUCAUGGAUCGGGAAGACGUCCCUCCUGGCCCCUCGCAACCCUGUCCAGUCUCUGUAGGAGCCUGGCUAACCUGGCCCUGAUAACGGCUCACAGGGGGUUAACAAGAGUUGGCGCUGGAGUGGAAAGGCGGAGACACACUCCUAUUGGCGAAAAGUUAUCCAGGGGCGUGGUUGAUGAGUUUCCACACCCCACCCCCUUCCCCCGCACCCCCUCUUCUCUACUUUGUACCUUUCUGGCGGCCACGGCGAAGUGGGCCGGGCCGAACCAGACCAGACUGAACCGCGGGGGCGAUGCGGCUGCUGCCCCUGCUGCGGACUGUCCUCUGGGUCACGCUCCUCGGCUCCCCUCUGCAAGGGAGCUCUGGCCUCCGUCACGACUUCUACUGGAACUCCAGUAACCCCAGGCUGCUUCGAGGAGACGCCGUGGUGGAGCUGGGCCUCAACGACUACCUGGACAUCUUCUGCCCACACUAUGAGGGUCCAGGCCCCCCCGAGGGCCCUGAGACAUUUGCUUUAUACAUGGUGGACUGGUCGGGCUAUGAGGCCUGCCAGGCACAGGGGGUGGGUGCCUUCAAGCGCUGGGAGUGCUCCCUCCCCUUUGCUCCCUUUGGCCCAGUUAAAUUCUCAGAGAAGAUUCAGCGUUUCACGCCCUUCUCCCUUGGCUUCGAGUUUUUGCCUGGAGAGACCUACUACUACAUCUCGGUGCCAACUCCCGGGAGUCCUGGCCAGUGCUUGAGGCUCCAGGUGUCUGUCUGCUGCAAGGAGAGCAAGUCUGAGUCAGCCCAUCCUGUUGGGAGCCCUGGAGAGAGUGGAACUUCAGGGUGGCAAGGCGGGGGCACCCCCAGCCCCCUCUGUCUCUUGCUGCUGCUGCUGCUUCCAAUUCUUCGUCUUCUGCGAGUUCUCUGAGCCAAGUGGACCCUUCCUGCCACCCCAGGAAUCAGAGCCCUCCCAGGACACCCUGGAGAGGAGCCCCUGCCACCUGAGCUGGGAGUGCCAAGCUAGACGGACAAGAUGGAGGAGUGAUGAGGGGAGUCAGAGGGUCUGAGGUGACCCUUGCAGGUGCUGGCCCCCUCAUCCCAGGCCGAAGAGGAACUACAGGGGAGCUGCAGACAGCCCUGGGCAUCUAAAGACGAGGCAGGAUAAACAGACUCUCCAACAGCUGUUUUGAUGGCCUUAUCGCAUCUCCCAGGAAGACUGGCAUUUGUUGGGAUUGAAUCCUUGAGCCUGCUGGGGGCCAAGGCCAAAAACCUGGGACAGGUGGAUUGCAGGACCAGGUCAAGGAAGCAGCCCAGGCCUGCCAUCUGUGCCCAGGGCCCUGUGGGCCCCUUCCCUGGGGCAGCACCUUUCCCUCCCAGGGGGUCACUCACUUGUCUUCUGUGAAGACAGAGACUUGCCAUGAGGCUGAGUUUCAUAACAGUUUGUAUUUUUAUAAGUGUCUGGACCAAACCUUCAAUAAACCACCCAGCUUUUUGUUGCUGUCCUCGA
Messenger RNA from Artibeus jamaicensis (Jamaican fruit-eating bat), 2279 nucleotides. It is a transcript of the gene EFNA4, whose product is annotated as ephrin A4. Bases 1086 to 1700 code for a protein of 204 amino acids. Lineage: Eukaryota; Metazoa; Chordata; Mammalia; Chiroptera; Phyllostomidae. Gene Ontology annotation, biological process: axon guidance; ephrin receptor signaling pathway. Gene Ontology annotation, molecular function: ephrin receptor binding. The record is from RefSeq and is a predicted model, not a curated record. The transcript has 4 exons. Gene Ontology annotation, cellular component: plasma membrane.